Molecule: messenger RNA, 3265 nt
Organism: Prunus persica (peach)
Lineage: Eukaryota; Viridiplantae; Streptophyta; Magnoliopsida; Rosales; Rosaceae
Product: FRIGIDA-like protein 4a
Exons: 3
Coding region: 1407-3053 (548 amino acids)
Source: RefSeq, a predicted model, not a curated record
ACUUUCCAGCAAAGUGAGCUAUCAGCUUUUCUAUUAGCUACCCAAGUUGGACCAUUCGAGUCCCAAAGAGCCAGCCAACUACUUCUCUCAUUCUCAUACUUUUAGCCAACAUAUCAUCUUCUCUAUAUUUAUGCACCCAACAUCCACUCUCAACUAGCUUAACUUUGAAAAGACACUAGUUGGUGUAUUUGUGGGUGCUGCAAUGGAUAUAAGAAACUGGUGCAGUUCAGGCAGCAGCAAAACCAUCCACUUGGGUGGGAGGCACUACGAUGAGAUCGACUGUAUGAGAUUACGGUCUGAUUCUGGUAGCAGAUCAAACAAGUUGAGGUGGAAAGUUUUGUGGGUGAAGUUGAAGAAAGAAAAGAGGAAGAUUUUCGAGUCCCCAGCCCCUGUGCAGGUCUCAUAUGAUCCUUACACUUACUCUCAAAAUUUUGAUCAAGGGUGCGCAUUGGACGAACUUGAUGAAUAUGAUGACCUAUCUCGCUCAUUCUCCAUGCGUUUUGCAGAUCCUUCUAACAUCUUUUUAAAGAAAGAAUCGAUGGUUUAGGAGAGCACAAAUAAAACUUGAUAUUGGAUAUCGAUAUGCGGUGUGUAUAUAGUAAUGUUCUUGAGCUCUGUCUCAUAGCUUCUUCAUCUAUUUUGUGUUGUUGUUGUUGUUGCCACUUAGUUUGGUUCUUAGAAAACACACAAGUUCAUCAGAUUCUAUUUCUGUUCUAUAAGAUCUCAGCCUAAAAGGGUCGACGAAGAUGAUGAGUUUUGUUUUGUAACCAUUCAAGUAGAAGAGAAAAUGAAAAUUCUGAAUAAACCUCAAUUGUUCCAAACUCCUUUACUUUCAUAUCAUGAAUCUUGCUGAAAUUUCAGGAUCAAGUUAAAGAGUUUACUUGCAAAUUGUUGUGAGAUAAGCUUACGAAUUCGACAGCUAAAGAGUUUUCUUGCACUUGCUGGAAAAUUAUGCUCUAGCAUUAGUAUCAUGAAUUUACAGAUGCUUAAGAUGCUCAUGGUGAUGUUUAAUUCAACACUGAAAAAGAAAGCAGACCCCAACUGUCAAACAUGUAAAGCUAUUCCUCUUGGUUGCAUCUCUGAAAAACCAGUAAUACCCUUGCUGCUUUGGCAAUGUAGUAGGAUACAAACGACAUUAUGUAUUUAUCCUUAUUCACGAAUUGACCCCAACGUCUGUUGUCUUUUUCAGUUGAGGACAUAUUUGGUUUACUAAUUAAGGUUAAACGACACCCCACUCAUCUCCCAACCUGAAAGGUUCAUAGAAAAUUCACAUUCACCAGAACUGGAAAUUAUUAGUAUACAGACUGACUGACUGGUCGUCGUAUUUUUCUUUUUCUUCUGCAAUAGGGUUUAGGGUUUUCAAAUUCCCAAUUCAGUGAACACCGUCGUUUCGAAAUCAUACACCCAUGGGGACCGAACUGGUGGUCACUACGGACCGGGUCCAGAAGUUCUUCGACGACCUAGAGGCGCAAAAGGCCAUUCUCUCCACAUCCACGAAGCUAUUCACAACCCUAUCCAAACACUUCAAUUCCCUCCAAGACUCCCUUUCCCAGAAAUCCCAAUCCCUAGAAUCCAAAAUCCAAUCCCUCGAAUCCCGUUCCCGCGAAACCUUAGAAUCCCUCGACCUCCGGGAGACCUCCAUCCCGGAGCGCGAGUCCGCUGCCGUCGCCCGAAUCGAGGAGCAGAAAGCUGCGGCCUUGGCCGAGUUCGAGAAAAGCAUUUCCGGGAAUUUGGAUUUGCCCGAAACCCUGAAAUCGUUUUCCAGGAAAAUGGAUCCGCAGGGAUUGCUGAAAUUCAUCGUUUCCAAGCGAAAAGAAUCGAUAUCGCUUAGGACUGAGCUUGUACAAGCAAUAGCCGAGGCGGUGGACCCACCAAAGCUGGUACUUGAUGCAUUGGAAGGGUUUUUGGAUUCUAAAGCCAAGAAAAUUGGGGUUACCGAUAAGAGGUGGGCGUGCGGGCUGUUGGUUCAGGCUCUGUUUCCGGAGGGUAGGUCCAAUUCCGGCGAGAAGGGGCCGGAAUUUUCCCGGAGCAUGGUGGAGAGAGCAGCGCGGAUUGCGGACACGUGGAAGGCGCAGAUGGUGGGGGAUUCGAACGGUGGAGGCGGGACAUUAGGGGCAGCGGAGGCCGUGAUGUUUGUGCAAAUGGUGAUUGGGUUUCGAUUAAAAGAAAAGUUCAGUGAGGAGUUCUUUAGGAAGUUGGUAAUGGAACAUGCGGCGAGGAGGGAUAUGGCAAAGCUCGCAGGGGCAUUAGAAUUUGGAGAGAAAAUGGGAGAUGUGAUUGACGAGUUAGUGAAGAAUGGCAAGGAGAUAGAGGCAGUAUAUUUUGCUUCUGAGACUGGAUUGACCGAGAGGUUUCCUCCUGUUUCUCUGCUCAAGUCAUAUCUCAGGAACUCCAAAAAGAAUGCUACGACCAUAUUGAGGAAUGGCAAUAAUAGUUUGGCUGCAACUGAGGAGUCGAGCACUUUGGAGUUGAAUUCCAUAAAAGCAAUCAUCAAAUGUGUGGAAGACCACAAGCUUGAAUCAGAGUUUUCUCUUGAUAGCUUAAGAAAGCGGGCUACUCAUCUGGAGAAAGCCAAGGCAGAAAGGAAAAAGAGCUCAGCAGCUUCCAGCAGGUCUCAUAAUAAUAAUAAUAAGCGAGCCUAUGGGGGUGGGGUUGGUGGUGGAGGUGGAGGUGGUGGCCGAGGGGUUGGAUCAUCUUCUUUCCGCCCUGCCAAAGCUGCCAAGUUUUCCAAUGCUUAUCCCUCCUUUAACAGGAGGAACCCAAAUCCUCCUCCACAACAUAGCCCUGCAACACGAUAUUCUGGUCCAUACAAUUACCCAAGCCAAAGUGUGUACGAUGGUCCAACAGCAGCCUCAUAUGGAUCCACAUAUGGAGUGCCCCAUGCUCAAAGCCCUGCUGCUCUUCCACCACAACACUACUCCCUCUCGGGGGACAACAUGGCUGCUGGCGGGUUCCGAAGCAGUGGUGCAUAUGGUGGCCAGACCAGCUAUGGUCCAUAUGAUUACGCAAAUGCUGCUCCACCAUCCUACCAACCUCCUUCAUAUCCACAGUAGUUAGAAGCAGACAUAGGUUAGAUGGAGCUUUGUUCCCUCUUGUAUUUGCUAGCCUUACUUGACGUUAGAGAGUUGCGUAAUCACAAUUGUUUUCAUUACUUUGAUUAUUAACUUUCCAAAUCAAAGGUUAAAGAAAACAAACAAAAAAACUAUUUAUCCAUUUCUUUCCAUGGUUUACUUCAAUGAUCAAUCCAAGGUUUUUUUUAAGUUCA